Messenger RNA from Cyprinodon variegatus (sheepshead minnow), 1160 nucleotides. It is a transcript of the gene gadd45ga, whose product is annotated as growth arrest and DNA damage-inducible protein GADD45 gamma-like. The transcript has 4 exons. Gene Ontology annotation, cellular component: nucleus; cytoplasm. The coding region runs from base 79 to 558 and encodes 159 amino acids. The record is from RefSeq and is a predicted model, not a curated record. Lineage: Eukaryota; Metazoa; Chordata; Actinopteri; Cyprinodontiformes; Cyprinodontidae. Gene Ontology annotation, biological process: regulation of cell cycle.
AAGAGACAGAGAGAGGAAGAACACAACCGGAAUAUCAGAGCACUGAACAGCCCGAUCACACUUGGAUUUAUUCUAACUAUGACUCUGGAAGAAAUCAGCGGACAAGAGAACACAAUGGAUAACGCUGAUAGGGUGCAAAGUGCAGGUGCAGCCUUAGAGGAGCUGCUGAUCGCCGCUAAGAAGCAGGACUACCUCACGGUUGGAGUCUACGAGUCUGCCAAAGUCAUGAAUGUCGACCCAGACAGCGUGGCGUUCUGCGUCCUCGCCACCGAUGAGGAGUACGAGUGCGACAUCGCACUCCAGAUCCACUUCACCCUCAUCCAGGCUUUCUGCUUUGAUAACGAUAUAAACGUCGUGCGGGUCAACGACAUCGAUCGUCUGGCUGAUUUGGUGGGAGCAGACGACAGCGGAGAGCCCAAGGACGCGCACUGCAUUCUCGUCACGAGCCCCAGUGCAAAUCCAUGGAAAGACCCUGCUCUGGACAAAUUGAGCCUGUUCUGCGAGGAGAGCCGCAGCGCGUAUGACUGGGUUCCAGCCAUCACACUCCCAGAGCGCUGAAGAAACUGUUCCCAGUAAAGAAGAUGAUGAUGAAACGAAAAGUCAACCUUCAGCUGAGGGAGUCAAGCCUUUCUGCUUCACUUGUCUGGAUUAAGAGGCUGUGACUGCGCCUGAAUCUAGAGCAUUCUGGGUCAGCGUGUUGGGUCUGGAUCACCCAGUGGCGACUGUUGGAGUUAAGGAGGUCAACUGUUGACUGGGUCAACUGGACAUUGAGAAGGAGCUGGACUGAGCUGGAUGAUGCAUUAAGUGGUUAACUGUGGCUGCCCUGCAUUGGGAGCCUGUAUGGGGAGUUGGGCAACAGGUUGCAGUGAAAAGAAACAGUGGACUACUGAAAGUGUGGGAGCUGGACUGGAUCUGAUCAUGCAGGAGAAAGUCAGAUCCUGGUUCUGAAGAUGAUGGUGUCCAAAAGAGUCUGCAUGGAUUUUUCUUGUUGAGUUCAGCUAUCUAUAUCAGGAAGUUCUUGGAAAAAGUAGAUUCUCUGCUUGCAUAUCCUGAUUUUAGCUGCACAAUGUCCAGCAAGACGAUUAUGGACUUUGCUUUUGCUUUCAGAUAUGAAUAAAUAAUGCAAUAUCUAUUUGAAUUGUACACAUUUUGAAUGUUUU